Molecule: messenger RNA, 734 nt
Organism: Fomitiporia mediterranea MF3/22
Lineage: Eukaryota; Fungi; Basidiomycota; Agaricomycetes; Hymenochaetales; Hymenochaetaceae
Product: peptide methionine sulfoxide reductase
Exons: 3
Coding region: 96-638 (180 amino acids)
Molecular function (GO): peptide-methionine (S)-S-oxide reductase activity
Source: RefSeq, a predicted model, not a curated record
GUCGUCUCAACAAUCUCCGCCUUUCUCUCCUCGCGUCUCUGCCGACCGUAUCUCUCCGUUCAUACUCACAAACGCCCAACCAGCUUGCACGUGCAAUGGCAUCUACACACGGCGGUCCCGUGGAGACGGCCACGUUCGCCUCAGGUUGUUUCUGGGGCACCGAACAUAUCUUUCUUAAGAAAUAUCCUCCGCAAGAAGGGAAGGGAAUAUUAAAGACUAGGGUGGGCUACACAGGUGGUAGGGACGACGCGGAGAAUCCUAGUUAUCAGGACGUAUGCACCGGUCGGACAGGACAUGCUGAGGCAGUUAGAAUUGAUUUUGAUCCUGAGAAAGUUUCAUAUGGAGAGCUCGUCGAAUAUUUCUAUUGUACACACGAUCCGACCACUGUAAACAGACAAGGAGCUGAUACCGGCACACAGUAUCGUUCGGCCAUCUUCUACCAUUCACCUGAGCAGAAGAGGAUUGCAGAACAAGUGACACAGGAUGUCCAGAAAGCGCACUUUGACAGGCGUAAUGCGAAGAUCGUUACUUCCAUCGAACCAGCGGGAAUGUGGUACGACGCAGAGGAGUAUCACCAGGAGUACUUGUUUAAGAAUCCGAGUGGUUACCAGUGUCCGACCCAUAGAGAGCAUUGGUGAAGCACUGGAUUAACUCGAAUCUGUUGCUGUCGCACUUGUGAGGACCAGUAGACAUGCAAAUUUAUGGGUUUAUUUUUGGAAUUGUUGUAAAAUGAG